Larimichthys crocea (large yellow croaker) is the source of this 4037-nucleotide messenger RNA. RefSeq names its product G protein-activated inward rectifier potassium channel 1. NCBI's taxonomy places the organism in Eukaryota, Metazoa, Chordata, Actinopteri, Sciaenidae. Gene Ontology annotation, molecular function: G-protein activated inward rectifier potassium channel activity. The record is from RefSeq and is a predicted model, not a curated record. The transcript is spliced from 3 exons. The coding region runs from base 535 to 2094 and encodes 519 amino acids. Gene Ontology annotation, cellular component: plasma membrane. Gene Ontology annotation, biological process: regulation of monoatomic ion transmembrane transport; potassium ion import across plasma membrane.
UACUUCAACUCCCCCACCCCUCAUGAAAGGGAAAUUUGCCACCCGUGCUGCAGUUCGUCCACACUCUUUAAUUUUAAGUCACUCCUACCAGAGCUCGUUCCCUCAGGCAGGGUAAGCCACUCACAUCCACGGCGUUAUCGAAUAACAAUACCUCAGUGGACCUACCAAGGACGCAGCCUUGGAGCUAUUUCAACCACAGAUUUUGUGUUGAAAUCAAAUUAUAUUUUUCUUGUUGUUGUUUUGCCGUGUGAUUGAGACCUGGACAAAAAAGAAAAAAAGUUGGCACUCGCAGGAGACUCCUUUGCGUAAAAGGACCGACUGAAUCAUGUAUUGCGCAGAAUCUCUGCUCACUUACGGUUAAUUUACAGGAGAGAGACGCAUCUCCAUCUCACAGGAUGCGUGUGGCGCGCUGAGUGUGAUCGCAUGGUUUGUUUCUUUUUUUUUUUGCGGGGUACAGGGAGUACCAAACUUGCGUAAAGAUCCCCGAUUCUGCACAAGUAUUGAUUGCUUGUCACAACUAAGGUGAUUCAUACAAUGUCAGCCAUACGGAGGAAAUUUGGCGAGGACUACCAGGUGGUAAACACCAACCACGGCAUUACUUUUUCCGCACCGGUGAAGAGAAAGAGGCAGCGGUUUGUGGAGAAGAACGGCCGCUGCAACGUCCAGCACGGUAACCUUGGCGGGGAGACCAGCCGAUACAUCUCCGAUCUCUUCACCACGUUGGUGGAUCUCAAGUGGCGCUGGAACCUACUCAUCUUCAUCCUCACUUACACAGUUGCAUGGCUGGUUAUGGCUUCUAUGUGGUGGGUGAUCGCCUACAUCCGCGGCGACCUGAGCCACGGUGGCCACGACUCGUCCUACACCCCGUGCGUCGCCAACGUGUACAACUUUCCCUCCGCGUUCCUGUUUUUCAUCGAGACGGAGGCGACCAUCGGCUACGGCUACCGCUACAUCACCGAGAAGUGUCCGGAGGGCAUCAUCCUCUUCCUCUUCCAGUCGCUGCUGGGGUCCAUCGUGGACGCGUUUCUCAUCGGCUGCAUGUUCAUCAAGAUGUCGCAGCCGAAGAAGCGCGCAGAGACGCUGAUGUUCAGCCAGGACGCGGUCAUUUCGCAACGGGACGGGAAGUUGUGCCUCAUGUUCCGAGUGGGGAACCUGCGGAACAGCCACAUGGUGUCCGCUCAGAUUAGGUGCAAACUCAUUAAGUCUAGGCAGACCCCAGAAGGUGAGUUCCUGCCACUGGACCAGUGUGAGCUGGACGUGGGAUUUGGGACGGGGGCGGACCAGCUAUUCUUGGUGUCGCCUCUAACCAUCUGCCACGAGAUCAACACGAAGAGUCCGUUCUUUGAUCUGUCGCAGCGCUCGCUCAUGAACGAGCAGUUUGAGAUCGUUGUCAUCCUAGAGGGCAUCGUGGAGACCACUGGUAUGACAUGCCAGGCAAGGACAUCUUACACCGAAGAUGAAGUCCUGUGGGGCCAUCGUUUCCUCCCUGUCAUGUCACUGGAGGAGGGCUUCUUCAGAGUCGACUACUCCCAAUUUCACAACACCUUUGAGGUCAAUACGCCUCCCUACAGCGUCAAAGAGCAGGAGGAGAAGUCGUCGUUGACAUCACCCAACCCUCUGCCUGUUGCACCCACCCCCACCUCCCCUCUGCUGGGUAACGGUGGCCGUGGAGGACGCCGAGAAAGGCUCCUGUCCGCCGACUGUGUAGAUCACUUAGAGGACCAACCCUCCAGGCUGCCUAGAAAACUCCAGCGCAUGAGCUCCACCAGGGAGGAGCUCCUCUGUAGGGGGUUAAAGAUGGGGCCGGCUUUGCCUGGGGGGAAAGCCUCCAGCACAGGAGACCUUCCGCUUAGUAUUCAGAGGCUGAGGUCCAGCUCCAUCCCGGUUGUGAUGCAAGGACAACCAGAGGAGCAGGUCCAGCUGUUGUCCUUGGAAGGAGAUGCCGAGGAGGGUGAGCUGGAUAGACACAGACUCCCAGCAGCCAUUAACACCAUUGCUGCUCCAACCCCAACACCAGUCCAGAUCCCCUUGGUAGGGAGUCGGCCAGAGGACAACUUGCCCGCCAAACUGCGCAGAAUGAAUGCCGACCGCUGACUUUUACAGACUUAAACAUUUUGAUGAUUGAAUCAGGCUUGAUGGGCAUUGCAUAUAAAUACAGACUACUGUGAUAUAAGUUAUAUUUUUUCCUGCAGAUUUUGUCCAGUAUAUUACAUUUACUUACGGGCUCUCUACUAAGUUGUCCAUUGCCACAAAUAGAAGGACAACACCAAUAAGCCAUCCAUCCGCCCAUACUGUGAGUCAUUUUUGAUAGAUCACCAUCUGUGCCCCCCCACUGACUUCUAACACUUCUGCCCUUGUGCUUGGUUCUUUCACUUCUGAUCAUACCAUCAAAGACUUUAGCAUCUCAAAUGACAUUUUUUCAACUGAUCAAGCACCAAAGUGUAUGAGUAAGACUGACCUGAAUUGACCGUUUGCUAAACCCAACCCCCGAGCGUUGACUGUCCCAUCAAAGCUAAGUAACUACAACUAGGAACAGCAGGUCUGUCAAGCUUUGGUGUACAUAAGGCUGUAGUGAAGGUAAAGAACAACUGAAUGUGAGGCAACGCUAUGCAAAAUUCGCUCCCAUUCAUUCAUUUUCCACGGCAAAUCGCUUCCCAAUGCAUUGUUGGGUUCCUGGUAAUGUAAGGUAGUGAUGGGGGGUCAAAAGUGUAAAGUUUAAAUAAAGUUUAAAACUUAAACUUUUCAUCUGUAUGCAAAAGAGACAAAAUGCACCAGGUGGCAGGACUUCGCUGACAAACUGACAAACAAAAAAAGCAAUGCAUCAGUCGGUCAGAAAGUUUAGUGUUUACCUGCUGAAGAGGAUAAUUAUUGUACUUUUCUGGUGUUCCUGGCCGAAAUUGAAAAAGCGAAAUUGCUGCUCGGCACAAGGUCCCGUAACUUAAAGGAGAAAGAUCCCACAAUGCUUACUAAUGAGCAAGCUACUCUGUUGUUUGCGUGCAUUGACCCGCCCAUGAGCAAGAGGUGUUGGAGGAUGCGUAAGUUGUUGGCUUCCAGGCAUGAGUGUAAUUGGAUUUGGAAAAGUUUAGACUUCAGCACCAAGGGUAGAGUCUGCCAAACAUGUAGGGUAGUCCUCUUUCAAAAUCCCGUUUCCAGGUAAUGUUAAAAAUGAAAACAUACAUGAGUAUGUAAGCUAAGCUGCAAAAACUCAAUCUCACCGGGCAUGACUGAUGAUUCCAGCCGCCGGAGCUGAUUGUGGCUGUUCUAGACAAUGAUUGUGACUCCACCAGAAGCACAACACACACACACACAAAAAAAUGCUGUUUCCUCUUCUACAUGGAUCAUCAACCUGUUAGCAUUAGACUCGUGUCGUGUAUGCAGCCAUUAAGUGCAUAUUUAAUACCCAUUGUGCAUCAUUUUAAAAAGGAGGCAGGUGGAAACAGCAACAAAUCAAGCCAACUCAAAACCGGUGCUUGCUGGCAAGAACGGAGAAAACCUGCUUUUGUCUACCUGUGAGUGAAAUCAACCGCCCAUUGUUUCAAAAACAACAAAGAAAUCGGAGUGUUAAAUCCGCCACUGUUAUCAGCGUAAACAGCGUGUGUGCCGCGCGGGGAUGACAGCUUGACAGGCGUAGCAACAGUAACUAUGGGGGACGGGGCUUAGCAAACAGUCAAUCAACGAGAAUUUGGUUUAAGAUUCAUAAAAACCCGCCGCGACACAGGUCAGGAUGAUACACUAUAUUUAUUUAUCACUUGUACUGAAUAUUUGUUUCCUUGAAUGCUCAUUUGAAGUGUGUUUACUACUGUACAAUUUUAACUAUUUUUACCUCCUGGUGCAGUGUUUGCAUUAGCCCGUUAUACGCAUGGGUGACAAAAUGUAAUCACGGAUCAAUUUUUUGGGCGUUCUUUCAUCAUGAACUGAUUUAUUGAACUGUAAAACAAAUAUUGAAUGCCGACAUCAGGGGACACCUAUUAUUGUUGAUAUGGAGGUAAUAUAAAACUUCAUAUUGCUACUGCUAAAUAAUAAAUUAUUUGAAAUCA